AGAAGGCUUCGUUGCUGCAAGCAACAUCGAAUUGGUACAACCACCCCCAUAUCAUGAACGGCUCGAUGGAGCUGUUCAACGCCCUCCAAACAUCCCCUCAUAACUUCCUCCAACCCUCCCUGCCGCUCUACACGGACACUGUCGCCUAUCUCAAGAAUGUGCUCGACCCAGUCGCUGCAGACGUGAGCGCAGCGCAGCAGCAGCGACAGCUCGAGGCGCGCAAGAAGCGCAAGCGCGGCGAUCAUAUAUCAGAUGAUGAAGUCCUAAGGUUGAAGCAAAUUCACACGCAAGGAUUUACAGCAGAGCAAGUAUGGGAACAGGCGAGGCGGGUGAUUGAUGGUGCGCGGAGGGAGGCCGAGCGAGGGCUUGCAAAGGUUAGGGAGCGGGGGGUGCAGGUUGAUGAGACCCAGGUUGGAUUGGAAGACUCGUCUGGGCAGGAUGAGGAUUUAGGUGUUGAGGGAGUUGACUACGAGAUUGAGGGUGUCGAUGAAGGCGAGGAAGAGUACGAAGGUGAGUCGGAGGAUCUGGAGGCCGCUCUUGAUGGCGCGGAAGCUGCGGACAUGGAUGAUUACGUAUCAGAAGGCGAAGAUAUUGAGAUGGACGGAGAAGAUGGCUUCGAUGAUGGUAAGGACCUUGCCAACGAAGGUCCAGCAGAGGAGUACGUCUCCGACAAGUUCGGCCUGAACGACGGCUUCUUCUCCAUCGACGACUUUAACAAGCGUUCCGACUUCUUAGAGCAGCAGGACGUGCGUGGGGACGACGACGCCGCAGCCAGCGAUGAGGAGGAUGUGGACUGGGAUGCUGAUCCGCUCGGCUCAGCGGCCAUUGCAGAUGGCGAUAGCAUUGACGGAACUGAUGAUGCGGACGAAGAAGACGGCCCUACCUUUGGUGACCCGGAUGCGCUGAGCGAAGAUGAGGACGAGGAUGGAUUGGAUGUAGGAGAGAUGGACGCCAUAGGCAGCGGGCUCGGCAACACGAACGCCAUCAUGUACGCCGACUUCUUCGCCCCGCCCGCGCAGAAGAAACGGAAGAAUAAAAAAGGCCGGCCGAAUCCGCAUAACUUCCCAGCUCAGGCUCCCGCUAUUGUCGCCGCCGACAAUGACGACGUCGAGCGCACAAUAUCAGCCGUGCACCGUGAUCUCUUCGAAGACGACCAAUCCGACGCCGGUGAAGACGCGGAGGAUGCACCACCAGGAUUGAAUGGCCUGGACCCAUCGGAUCCCAAAGCAAGACGCUCAACUCACGAACGCCGCCGUCUAGCCCUUGCAGAGGAAAUACGCAAACUCGAAGCCGCCAAUGUCGCUAAGCGAGAGUGGACACUCUCUGGUGAAGCGCGCGCGGCGGAUAGGCCGUUGAACUCCCUGUUAGAAGAAGAUCUGGAGUUCGAACGCGCGGGCAAGCCUGUCCCUGUCAUUACGGCGGAGGUAAGUGAGAGCAUCGAAGACCUCAUUAAGCGGCGGAUCCUGGCGUUCGACUUCCAGGACUUGAUACGAAGACGGCCGGACGAUAUGGCUACUGGUGUGAAGAGGGGACGUAUGGAGACGGAGUUAGACGAUACGAACAGGAACCGGAAAGGUCUGGCUGAAGAAUAUGAAGAAGAGCACCUUCGCCGCACGGACCCUGCGUAUGUCUCCGCGAGCGACGAGAAGACGAAGAAAGAAGAACUGGAGAUUUUGGCAUUGUGGAACAAGGUGAGGAGUGCUCUGGACAGUCUGAGCUCGUGGCAUUUCAGACCUAAGGCUCCGGCUCCGAACUUGGAGGUUCGUGUAGAUGCACCGGUUGUGAGGAUGGAAGACGCGCGGCCUAGUGCUGGUGGCAAUGCGGUGGAGGUGUCGCAGUUGGCGCCGCAGGAGGUGUAUAGAGCGGGCGAGGCGGUGGAUGGGAAAGCGGAGGUUGUGCAGGGCGGAAAGGGCAAGGGUGGCGUUGUGGUGGCGAGGGAAGAGAUGACCGCCGAUGAGAGGAAACGAAGACGCAGGAGGGAGAAGGAGAGGAUCAGGAAGGCGGGAGGAGCUGCGCCUGUAGCUGGUAAGGCGGACGGUGCAAAGAAAGGCAAGGGUGAGAUGGUGAAGGAGUUGAAGAGGGGUGGGGUUAAGAUCAUUGGAAGGAAGGGAGACGUUGUCGAUGUGGAAGGACGGAAGACGGGAGGGGGUGGGCAGCCAGUGGGUGGUGGGAGGUUUAAGCUGUAAGGUUUAUGCCGUUGCUGCUGUAGCAAAUGUGUCUGCAGGUCGCCGGGCCGACUACUAAUGGAAGCAUCGUUUGCGCUGUCCAACCAUCUCCCAAGCGUAGAGUCAAUGCAGGUCCGGCAUGGGUCGCUGUAGUCGUCUACAUGGAAAGAAGCAU
Baudoinia panamericana UAMH 10762 is the source of this 2340-nucleotide messenger RNA. RefSeq lists its product as uncharacterized. The record is from RefSeq and is a predicted model, not a curated record. NCBI's taxonomy places the organism in Eukaryota, Fungi, Ascomycota, Dothideomycetes, Mycosphaerellales, Teratosphaeriaceae. The coding region runs from base 54 to 2186 and encodes 710 amino acids. The transcript has a single exon. Gene Ontology annotation, biological process: rRNA processing. Gene Ontology annotation, cellular component: small-subunit processome; sno(s)RNA-containing ribonucleoprotein complex; nucleus.